Molecule: messenger RNA, 981 nt
Organism: Cladophialophora yegresii CBS 114405
Lineage: Eukaryota; Fungi; Ascomycota; Eurotiomycetes; Chaetothyriales; Herpotrichiellaceae
Product: serine/threonine-protein phosphatase
Exons: 2
Coding region: 1-981 (326 amino acids)
Biological process (GO): peptidyl-serine dephosphorylation
Cellular component (GO): FAR/SIP/STRIPAK complex
Molecular function (GO): protein serine/threonine phosphatase activity
Source: RefSeq, a predicted model, not a curated record
AUGCCUGGCCUACCUGCCAGCAUUGACCUAGAUCAGUGCAUUGCUCAACUGUACAAAAAGAACCUGCUGGCCGAGUCCCUGAUCGAGGCAAUAUGUGCAAAGGCAAAAGAGAUGCUGAUGAAAGAGAGCAACGUGGUACACAUCUCGGCGCCGGUCACGGUCGUUGGCGACAUACAUGGCCAGUUCUUUGACAUGCUCGAGAUCUUCAAAAUUGGCGGCUUUUGCCCCGACACCAACUAUCUCUUCCUCGGCGACUACGUGGAUCGUGGUCUCUUCAGCGUCGAGACGAUUUCCCUUCUUGUUUGCUUGAAAUUACGAUACCCCCAUCGCGUUCAUCUCAUUCGCGGCAAUCAUGAAUCACGAGGCGUUACCCAGUCCUACGGCUUCUAUACGGAAUGCGCCCGGAAAUACGGCAAUGCCAACGUUUGGCACUACUUCACAGACAUGUUCGACUUCCUCACGUUGAGCGUGGUCAUCAACAACCAGAUAUUCUGCGUCCACGGCGGACUCUCGCCGUCUAUACACUCGAUCGACCAGAUCAAAAUCAUUGAUAGAUACCGGGAAAUACCACACGAAGGACCCAUGGCGGAUCUGGUGUGGUCAGACCCUGAUCCUGAACGGGACGAGUUUUCGCUGUCCCCAAGAGGCGCCGGAUACACGUUCGGCGGAGAUGUGGUGAAAAAGUUCCUUCAGGUCAACAGCAUGUCUCAUAUCCUCCGGGCCCACCAGCUGUGCCAAGAAGGAUACCAGGUACUGUACGACGAUCGCCUCAGCACUGUAUGGAGUGCUCCGAAUUACUGCUACCGAUGUGGAAACCUAGCAAGUGUGCUGGAAGUGAGCGAUGCAGGCGAUCGCUACUUCAACAUCUUCGACGCCGCCCCAGAAAAUGAUGUGCAUCGGAACGAGCAACAACAGCAGCAGCAGCAACAACAGACACAAGGGAAAGACAGCCAAGGUUCUCACAUUGAGUAUUUUCUCUAG